Molecule: messenger RNA, 8041 nt
Organism: Coregonus sp. 'balchen'
Lineage: Eukaryota; Metazoa; Chordata; Actinopteri; Salmoniformes; Salmonidae
Source: the annotation of a GenBank genome assembly
AUGGUGGUGAUCCUGUGGUAUGACUGACUGGGUAAUGGGCUCAAACAUCCUGAAAAGCUCAGAGCAGGGGUUCUGUUUGAAAAGCAGCAGCCUACAGGAAAGUCUACAUACUAUACACACACACUAAUGCAGAUGUCUUGAGGUUGUUUAUCUAACCCUGUAACUUUCUUCCUCUUGUUUGUUCAACUUAAACAAAACAAUAUGUGACUAGAAGGAAUGGGGAAGGUUGUGACAUACAUUGCAGCUCUACUGGUGUGUUUUAUCUCUGUGAAGCAAGCUUAGCUGCUGCUGAUCUACAAAAAAACCUAUUGUAUUUGGUUAGUGUUAUUGAGGGGGAGGGGUCCGUAAGAGUAGCAUACAGAACAGAAUCAGACCAAGGCACCUGAUGUCUACCCCAUGAUAAUCACCCUCCUAGAUUCUACUAUGCUUCGUUCCUUAUUAUUCUUCAGUCCUGAACCCCCAACCACAGUUCCUGGAAUACAGUGUUACCCACUAAAUUAGCUCAUUAAAGAUUUGGCUGGCCUCACUGGCAGUGAAUGUAAUGUCAGACCUGUUGAACACAUGAUUAGCCUAUAACGCUGGCACAGGGAGAUAUACACGCAGGUAAAGGUAGUGAAGCAUGUACAGCAUGUCAAAUUUGAAUGUGCUCUCUCUCCCAUGUGUCAGUGUUGGGGCGCUAAUUGGGAAGGCUGCCUCCAUCGCUAUUGGAGAUGACAUCAUGGCAUUUUUUUAGUCUUGUCCAACAAACAAUCAGAAUGGUUUCUAACAUCACUAGAAGCACGGUUUGGAUUCACUAAGAACAUAUAAUGGCCAGUCUGUUGCCUGAAGCAUAUCCUUGUGUGACGUGUUUGCGUCAGCUCUGUGUUGUCUCCAGAGUGGCGCAGUGGUCUAAGGCACUGCAUCGCAGUGCUAGCUGUGUCACUAGAGAUCCUGGUUCGAAUCCAGGCUCUGUCGUAGCCGGCCGCGACCGGGAGACCCAUGGGGUGGCGCACAAUUGGUCCAGCGUUGUCCAGGGUAGGGGAGGGAAUGGCCAGCAGGGAUGUAGCUCAGUUGGUAGAGCAUGGUGUUUGCAACGCCAGGGUUGUGGGUUUGAUUCCCACGGGGGUUAUAAAAAAUUAUGUAUGCACUAACUGUAAGUCGCUCUGGAUAAGAGCGUCUGCUAAAUGACUAAAAUGUAAAUGUAAAUGUUGUUUACUCUGUUUGUGGCAUGUCAAAUCAAAUUGUAUUGGCCACAUGCGCCGAAUACAACAGGUGCAGACAUUACAGUGAAAUGCUUACUUACAGCCCUUAACCAACAGUGCAUUUAUUUUUAAUAAUAAAGUAAAAUAAAACAACAACAAAAAAGUGUUGAGAAAAAAAAGAGCAGAAGUAAAAUGAAAUAACAGUAGGGAGGCUGUAUAUACAGGGGGGUACCUGUGCAGAGUCAAUGUGCGGGGGCACCGGCUAGUUGAGGUAGUUGAAGUAAUAUGUACAUGUGGGUAGAGUUAAAGUGACUAUGCAUAAAUAAUUAACAGAGUAGCAGCAGCGUAAAAAGAUGGGGUGGGGGGGGGGGCAGUGCAAAUAGUCCGGGUAGCCAUGAUUAGCUGUUCAGGAGUCUUAUGGCUUGGGGGUAGAAGCUGUUGAGAAGUCUUUUGGACCUAGACUUGGCACUCCAGUACUGCUUGCCGUGCGGUAGCAGAGAGAACAGUCUAUGACUAGGGUGGCUGGAGUCUUUGACAAUUUUGAGGGCCUUCCACUGACACCGCCUGGUAUAGAGGUCCUGGAUGGCAGGAAGCUUGGCCCCAGUGAUGUACUGGGCCGUACGCUCUACCUUCUGUAGUGCCUUGCGGUCGGAGGCCAAGCAGUUGCCAUACCAGGCGGUGAUGCAACCAGUCAGGAUGCUCUCAAUGGUGCAGCUGUAGAAUUUUUUGAGGAUCUGAGGACCCAUGCCAAAUCUUUUCAGUCUCCUGAGGGGUAAUAGGCUUUGUCGUGCCCUCUUCACGACUGUCUUGGUGUGUUUGGACCAUGAUAGUUCGUUGGUGAUGUGGACACCAAGGAACUUGACGCUCUCAACCUGUUCCACUACAGCCCCGUCGAUGAGAAUGGGGGCAUGCUCAGUCCUCUUUUUUUCCCUGUAGUCCACAAUCAUCUCCUUUGUCUUGGUCACAUUGCGGGAGAGGUUGUUAUCCUGGCACCACACGGCCAGGUCUCUGACCUCCUCCCUAUAGGCUGUCUCAUCGUUGUCGGUGAUCAGGCCUACCACUGUUGUGUCGUCGGCAAACUUAAUGAUGGUGUUGGAGUCGUGCCUGGCCAUGCAGUCAUGGGUGAACAGGGAGUACAGGAGGGGACUGAGUACGCACCCCUGAGGGGCCCCCGUGUUGAGGAUCAGUGUGGCAGAUGUGUUGUUACCUACCCUUACCACCUGGGGGUGGCCCGUCAGGAAGUCCAGGAUCCAGUUGCAGAGGGAGGUGUUUAGUCCCAGGAUCCUUAGCUUAGUGAUGAGCUUUGAGGGCACUAUGGUGUUGAAUGCUGAGCUGUAGUCAAUGAAUAGCAUUCUCACUUAGGUGUUCCUCUUGUCCAGGUGGGAAUGGGCAGUGUGGAGUGCAAUAAAGAUUGCAUCAUCUGUGGAUCUGUUGGGGCAGUAUGCAAAUUGGAGUGGGUCUAGGGUUUCUGGGAUAAUGCUGUUGAUGUGAGCCAUGACCAGCCUUUCAAAGCACUCCAGCGCUACAGACGUCAGUGCUAUGGGUCGGUAGUCCUUGGGCACGGGGACUAUGGUGGUCUGCUUGAAACAUGUUGGUAUUACAGACUCAGUCAGGGACAUGUUGAAAAUGUCAGUGAAGACACUUGCCAGUUGGUCAGCACAUGCUCGGUGUACACAUCCUGGUAAUCCGUCUGGCCCUGCGGCCUUGUGAAUGUUGACCUGCUUAAAAGUCUUACUCACAUCGGCUACGGAGAGCGUGAUCACAUAGUCAUCCGGAACAGCUGGUGCUCUCAUGCAUGCUUCAGUGUUGCUUGCCUCGAAGCGAGCAUAGAAGUGGUUUAGCUCGUCUGGUAGGCUUGUGUCACUGGGAAGCUCGCGGCUGUGCUUCCCUUUGUAGUCUGUAAUAGUUUUCAAGCCCUGCCACAUCCGACGAGCGUCAGAGCCGGUGUAGUACGAUUCAAUCUUAGUCCUGUAUUGACUCUUUGCCUGUUUGAUGGUUCGUCGGAGGGCAUAGCGGGAUUUCUUAUAAGCGUCCGGGUUAGAGUCCCGCUCCUUGAAGGCGGCAGCUCUACCCUUUAGCUCAGUGCGGAUGUUUCCUUUAAUCCAUGGCUUCUGGUUGGGGUAUGUACGUACGGUCACUGUGGGGACGACAUCAUCGAUGCACUUAUUGAUGAAGCCAGUGACUGAUGUGGUGUACUCCUCAAUGCUAUCUGAAGAAUCCCGGAACAUGUUCCAGUCUGUGCUAGCAAAACAGUCCUGUAGCUUAGCAUCUGCGUCAUCUGACCACUUUUUUAUUAACCGAGUCACUGGUGCUUCCUGCUUUAGUUUUUGGUUAUAAGCAGGAAUCAGGAGGAUAGAGUUAUGGUCAGAUUUGCCAAAUGGAGGGCGAGGGAGAGCUUUGUAUGCGUCUCUGUGUGUGGAGUAAAGGUGGUCUAGAGUUUUUUUUCUCCUCUGGUUGCACAUUUAACAUGCUGGUAGAAAUUAGGUAGAACGGAUUUAAGUUUCCCUGCAUUAAAGUCCCCAGCCACUAGGAGCGCUGCCUCUGGAUGAGCGUUUUCCUGUUGAAUUAUGGCCUUAUACAGCUCAUUCAGUGCAAUCUUAAUGCCAGCAUUGGUUUGUGGUGGUAAAUAGACGGCUAUGAAAAAUAUAGAUGAAAACUCUCUUGGUAAAUAGUGUGGUCUACAGCUUAUCAUAAGAUACUCUACCUCAGGUGAGCAAAACCUCGAAACGUCCUUAGUAUUUGAUUUUGUGCACCAGCUGUUGUUUACAAAUAUACACAGACCGCCACCCCUUGUCUUUCCAGAGUCAGCCGUUCUAUCCUGCCGAUGUAGCGUAUAGCCCGCUAGCUGUAUGUUAUCCAUGUCGUCGUUCAGCCACGACUCGGUGAAACAUAAGAUAUUACAGUUUUUAAUGUCCCGUUGGUAAGAUAACCGUAAUCUUAGGUCAUCCAAUUUAUUUUCCAAUGAUUGAAGAUUGGCUAAUAGGAUUGAUGGGAGCGGCAGUUUACUCGCUCGCCGUCGGAUCCUUACAAGGCACCCCGACCUACGUCCACGAUAUCUCCGUCUCUUCCUCAUGCGAAUGACGGGGAUUUGGGCCUUGUCGGGUGUCUGUAGGAUAUCCUUUGCGGCCGCCUCGUUGAAGAAAAAUUAUUCGUCCAAUACGAGGUGAGUAAUCGCUGUCCUGAUAUCCAGAAGCUCUUUUUGGUUAUAAGAGACGAUGGCAGAAACAUUAUGUACUAAAUAAAUUACAAAUAACGCGGAAAAACACACAUAAUAGUACAAUUGGUUAGAGGGCUGUAAAACGGCAGCCAUCUUCUCCGGCGCCAUGUAUGGUGGUUGUUAUGGCAAUGUUGCAAGCAACUGACCUUUUACGUCUGACUAUUUGAUGGUUUUUUAUGCUUUUUCAACUGUGAAGCUGUCACACACACCACUGACAUUUUAAAUGAAGGUUGUUGUGAGUGAUAUAUAUAUAUAUAUUUAAUGCAGAGGUCGAUAGACACCCAAGUCACGUCUUCCAUGUCCGUAGGCCCUGCCGAAAUACACCGUAGUAAAUGACAACAAUUGAAUUUCCUUGAGCAAGAUGACAUGUUUUAAAGGUUACUUCCAAAGACGGAUUGAAAGGACAUUCAACUGGGAUAAGUUGGUAUCUAAACAAACCAGUCCCCAUCAGUGUCCACUUCCAAACUGGCCAAAAUAAGUUUUUGUUUGACUGGAAGAAUGGAAGAAGUUUUUGUUAGCCAAGUGGAAGAAUGCUACGUUACCAGGGCUACUUAUUGACUAGUACAGGCUGAUUUGGUAAGUAAGUAAUGAGAAUGAAAAUGUUCCAAUAAGAUGUCAUUCAUUUUUCUUUUUAUCAUUUAUUUAUACAGGAAAAACUUAUUUUAAGCACCAAUCGGAUAGGCUACAAUAUUUGAGCCUUCAGUAAAACUACAGUCCUGCAAUGGGGAAAGAAUAAAGAAACAGGAUAGCACGAGGGAAAUGAAAUAAAAUCAAGAGAGAGAAGAUGGAUUAAAAAGGCAGCCAAUAGUAACAUGUUUGCCAUGCAUAACAAUAUAUUUUUGUCUUCUGUAGGAGUGGAUUUCAAAAUGAAAACAUUAAAAAUAGAUGGCAUUAAAGUGCGAGUACAGAUCUGGUGAGUGAACAGAUCUUUGAGAUAACGACUCACACACCAUAAUACAGUAGUUACUGACACACCCAUCACAAAUGUCAUGUUUUCAUUCUGUAAGGUGAAAUAUGCUUUACCUCUUUAUUUGAUUGAGACAUAUUCUGAAAUGUGGUCACCAUGUAAAACUGGGGAUUGCCUCUAUGCCUUUGUCUAUCUACACUAGGGAUACUGCUGGCCAGGAAAGGUACCAGACCAUCACCAAACAGUACUACAGACGGGCACAGGUGGGUUCUCUACACACCAAUAAUCAGUGUCCAAAAAUGAAGUACAGUAGCAGAGUUAAAAACAUUUUACAACAUCAAGUGCUUAGUCCCGUGCUCAACCUUAGUCAUGUGCACACAAUCUGUCAUGACGGUCCCUUCCUUCUCUCUUGAUCGUUCACCAGGGAAUUAUCCUGGUGUAUGACAUCACUAGUUCCCGUUCCUUUCAGCACAUUGUGAAGUGGGCUAGCGAUGUGGAUGAGGUAAGGAUAAAACUGCCCUCCUCCAUUCACUUGGUUAGUCUCUUUGUCUCCCCUUCUCUGUUUCACAGGGUCUCUUUGUUUGUUACCCAGUAUUUACAUCCUCUCUUUAUUGAACUGUUGGUGCCCAGUCGUCUUUUUCACAACCCUGUCACAAUGUGUUUCAGUUUGCCCCUGACAAGGUGCAGAGGAUCCUGGUGGGGAACAAGGCUGAUGAGGAGCAGAAGAGGAAAGUGCCUAAAGAACAAGGGAACAAGGUUGGCCUUUAUCUUGCUGUUCUACUCAGUCAUAAUAGUUUUCUUUCAUACACAGUUUGACUUUUUCCAUCCUUAAUGAACUCGUGUGUUACAGCUAGCAAAAACCUAUGGAAUGGAAUUCUUUGAGACAAGUUCCUGCACCAACUGCAACAUAAAUGAGGUGAGUCAUAGGCCUUAUUGAGUCAAUACCUUGUAUGUACGCUAUGUUGGGUGAUCAUGUGAGGCAAUUGUGAUAAAAUAUUUUCUUUACAUCUUCCAGUCGUUCACCCGGUUGACAGAGCUGGUCCUGCAGGCUCACAAGAAAGAGAUGGAUGCCUUCCAGGGUUCCACUGAUAAAUACUUAGACAUGACUUAUCAGGAGGGAGAGCAGGACAACAAUGCAAACUCCCAGAAGGCCUGCGCAUGUUAGCAUGAUGGCAAAGCUCUUAACCUGGGGGUGUUUGGCUAAAAUAUUUUGUUGUUGUUGCAAUGCCCCUGGCCCUGUGACAUAAUGGCAUUGAAAUGAUGAGAAACUUAUGAAAUGUGUGAGCAUGUUCGGUGUUUACUGAAUAUUGCCCUUGCUGCUGAUCAGUUUGAUGCAUUAUAAUUUUUAGUUUUACUCACAGUUAUGCAUUGUUUUAUAGUUACUUGACUUUUUAAUGGUUAUUACCCGGCUUUGCAACACCCAAACUGAUGGCACCCUGAGUUGAGUAAUAAUAAGAUUUGCCAGCAGAUGGGCUGCUGGCUCCAAUGCUACACUGAAAGUUGCAACUGCGCCCCUGUUUGGAUCGAUAAGGUAUACUUAAGCCUACCCCUGUAUAAUUUGUUUUUCCACCAGGGGCGUCAUGCACCCCAAAAAUUUGAGGGGGCACAAAGUACAUGAGGAUGGCUGGCGGGUGGACUGGAAGAGGGCUCAUUUCUGCUUUUUUCCAAACACCUGAAACCGCUUUUUCCUGCAUCUAGAGACAUAAUCAAUAUGCUUAAUUUUACAUCAAAAAUGUGUUCAUUUUUCUGCAUAUCUAAGCAUACCUCUUGAGCUGUCUAUAUCCUCCUGACUGGUGGAUUUAUUUUUUAAGGAACAAAAAUCUGGGUAAAAGAUUUGAAAGGAAUGUGAGUCUUAUCCAAUACAUUUAGUAAUUGCUUGCUUUUCUAAAGUCUACCAACCUUGCUGGCAGCCAGGUAAGAUAGUUAGACAAGCUAGCUACUCUAACUUGAUAGAUAGUCUGAAAUGGCUCCUUAGUAGCUAGUUAUGAGGUUGGGAGAUUGGAACCUAUAUGGGGUAGCUAAAGCCAACGUCAUUAAAUUGUUAGUUGGCUAGUAGUAUUAGUAUUAAUUUUUUUAUAAACAGGACUAAUCUGAGGGAGCACGUGCCCCUGUGCCCCCUCUGGGCAAGACGCCUCUGAGUUUGUCACAAUUUUACCCUUCAUAUCACAAACGUUGCUGUCUACUUUAAAUAACUAAAAUGAUGCUUACAAAGUCAUUUGUAAAAUAGAUGAAUAGUGGGACGGACCAAAGUAAAAGAGAAUCUGAAGCUCUUGAUUGGUGCUUUAUGAGAUGAGACCAGGAUAGGGGAGACAGGGUGGGUAGAGGGCAUCGUUAAAUUAUUCACAUGCAGAAAUAGAAUCCAAGCUAGCAAGAAGGGCUCAUUUACCUGUGGAAGACUAACCCAUACUCAAACAUGCAUGAAGCCAAAACUCGAUCUAAAACAGAAAUGAUGUUCAACACUAUUUUGAGUAACUUGUAUGUUUUGUGAAUUUAGAAGUUGUCAUUACCAAUUCUAGGUAUUUUUACAGGUUUAAAAGCUGUAGCAAAUGCCACACUGGUGCAUACACAAACACUACUAUAAAGGGAUGAUACGGUGCAACCGAUAGCUGACUGGAUUGAUGUUUUUGAGUAGCUGUGCUAUAACAUAAAAUAUGAAUAUAUGUAUUUUUUAUUAAAUAAAAAAAGGUAAUCUUGUUGGCUAUUUGGUAAAUGUUUUGAUACUGUGGAAUACAUUUU